CCGACUCCCCUUCUCCUCUUUUUGAACCCACCCACCUCCUUCCGCCAUGUCUCGGCGCCGUAUGUCGAUGACCUCCUCGAUGCCUCCUCCUCCGGACAGAGACGUCGUCAUGGGCCCUCCCCCGCUGCCGCUGCCCCAGUCAGCUCAUCAGCAGCCCCAGUCAACACCACGAGGCUAUGCGGCCGACGCGGAGACAAACGAGAAGUACAGUAGGUUGAAAAGGAGGUUUUUCGAGCUCGAGAAUAAAUACAAGGAUACUCUGACGGAGCUUCAACGCUCGGGGGAGCGGAACCUCAAGCACUCCGAAGAGCGAGACUGCCUGCUCGAUCGAAUUAUUGAACUCGAACAUCAGGUCGGCGAGCUGGGAGGACAGUCGGCGCCUAACAGUAGCCCCGGGGGCGUUCGAAUGUCGAGUGCCUAUCCUCGUUCUCUUCUCUCCUCGCGUGCCCGUGCCACUUUUCACAACAACCUUCAGCAGGCGCAUGUCGAGGAAGAGACCGAUGACCACUCGGCCGAUCCUCUGCUAUCCUCGCGGCAUCUUGGUCCUACUGCACAGAAGCGAGUACAGGAAGAGGAACGCGACCGCGCCGAGGAUGAAGCACGAGAGCGGCGCGCGACCAAACGGACGCGCACUACAGCUAAGGGAAAAGAACUUCCCGUGCCAGCACAUCAACCUACGCCUGCACCUCCUAUGAUGGUCUUUGAAACUUCUAACUCUCCACCGGUCCAUGAACCUCCAGUUCAGUCAGCCGUGAUUGUUCGUGACAAGCAGGGUACACGUCUGCGCAUCAAGCCUCCCGUCAGACCUCCUUCGGAUCCUGAACAAGGCACACCCUCCGCACCUAAAGAAUCUCAGUCUCCCCCCAAUUCUUCGCCCAUGUCUCCGCCGGAACAAGUCCCUGUCACGGAACCAAACAACACAAACGGUUUGGUUCGACACGAAAGCUCGGGCCCUGCUAGUCCACCGUCUCUGGUUUCUUCUCCUCCAAUCGUGCAACAGCCUCCGUCUCCAUCGCUGGCGACGCGUACAUUUGAAGUGCAGCGCCGAGGAAAGCCCAAGCGCCUGAAGGCGCAUACAGUCACAUCGAAGACUCACAGCAUCCCCACCAUCCCCCGUGACAAGAAUAAGCGCCCCCUCCUUCCUCUGAAUGUUGGUAUUAUUACUGUUAUCUCCUUGGGUGAGAUAUGUAAACGGGAGCAUUUCCACACGGAACGUUAUAUAUUCCCUGUAGGAUAUGAGAUCACCAGGAGAUACUUAUCGACGACAGACCCCAACUCAGAUGUUGUGUAUACUUGUUCAAUCCUUGAUGGUGGCGAUGGGCCGAAGUUCAAGAUUAUCGGUGCUGAUCUCCCUGAUCGCCCAGUGAUCGCAGGGACCGCGACGGGAGCAUGGUCGAGUAUAGUCAAGCAGGCCAAUGCUAUCCGGAAUCGUCAGCACUCCAAUUCUGUCUCAGGACCGGACUUCUUCGGACUGGGACAAAACACUAUCAAACAUCUCAUUCAAGAAUUGCAAGGCGCGGAUCAGUUGAAGGACUACGUUUGGCAGAACUUUAUCGAGGGCGGGUGAGUUUCACAUUUCGUUCAGGCUGCAGGAGUCUUCUGUGCCCCAUUGGAGUGUGCCAAACGCCGACAAUGAAUAAGAGCUACAAAUUGGUCACUUCUUGCAUGUACUCUCAUGCACCCUCUCCUUCAAAUUCCCUUAUAUCGGAAUACGAUGAAAUAUGACAUAGACCCCUAGGUGGUAGACACGCCGCUGUAAUACCGGCCCUGCCAGAAGAUUGCGACCCCACUACAUCGACGCGUGAAGGCUUCAUAGAUGAAGCGGCGCCUAAUCCCACGCAUACUGCCUCAACGCAGGUUUCUGGCUCGAGCGUAAUGGCCACCGGCGGGGAAUCGCUUGAUAUCCAUGAAUAUCAGGGACCUCCCACGACGGAUCCCAACACACGUGGAACCUCCCAUUCGGCAUCUCCCCCGCAAUACACCCCGUCUCCAGCUUCCCCGGACGAGGGCACUACUUCCUCCCCAAUGAGGUUCGCCAAUAUCAUGAGUCCAUAUCAGCCGCCUUCGAUGUCGAUGCCGGGCGGCAAUCAAUGAUAUGGAGCGCCUGUACCAUCUCUUGUUGUCCCUGCAAUUAUUCUGCUCUGCUCUGUCUGUGUUUUCAGCUGUGGAUUUGUUUUUGGCUCAGUAUUGUGUUCAUCUCCGGUAUCUCGCUUCUUGACACACGCUCGUUUGACCAUCUUUAAUUUACAGUACAUUAUUCACUAGUUUCAUCUUGCUUCCCGAUCGUAGGGCUGCGCUUUCCUUAUGGUCAAUACAAGCCUCGUGUGCACUGCACGUUUUCGACGCUCACUCCGAUGAGCGCCCAACUCGCUCCGUCAGAUCGGUGACAGCCGCACCGCAGCCCUCAUUGCCCCCUGGAGAGCCUGCCCCUGCGCAGUCCCAGCUCUCCAGGAUCAGGCGACCGUAUCGCGAAAGCGCAGUGACCGACAUCGGCCGCCGUGUUUCGCCGGUGCAGGGCAAGAGAGAA
Molecule: messenger RNA, 2527 nt
Organism: Coniophora puteana RWD-64-598 SS2
Lineage: Eukaryota; Fungi; Basidiomycota; Agaricomycetes; Boletales; Coniophoraceae
Product: FYRN-domain-containing protein
Exons: 5
Coding region: 47-1567 (506 amino acids)
Biological process (GO): regulation of cell cycle
Cellular component (GO): nucleus
Source: RefSeq, a predicted model, not a curated record